AUGGCCAAACAGCUCACCCCAACGAACAAGUCGCGACUCGACCCGGAACUCGGCGCUAUAUUGUCGACCCUGAAGAUGGGGGAAAAGCCAGGAAGCGAAGUAGACACACACCAGCUUCGAGCAUGGUUCGAAGGGCUCAUGGGCAACGUGAUGCGCAUACUUCCAUACCCCGAACACAUACACGAGACCAAGAUCCCGAUCCAGGCCCGCGAUGGCACGACCAUGACGCUGCACCGCUUCGCGACCCACGAAAUGGCAGAAUCGCCCACGCCCCAGCCCGCCGUUCUCCACGUCCACGGCGGCGGCAUGAUCAGCAGCAGCGUCUCCCUGUACGCCCCCGCCAUCGCCAACUACGUCGCUCGCGCUGGCGUCCCCUUUUUCUCCGUGGAGUACCGCCUGGCGCCCGAGCAUCCCGGCGACGGUCCCGUCACGGAUGUCUAUGCCGCGCUGGACUACAUCUCUGCGCACGCUGGCGAGUGGAACGUCGACCCGGCGCGGCUGGCUGUCAUGGGCGACUCGGCGGGUGGCGGGCUCGCUGCCGGGGCGGCCCUCUUGGCAAGAGACCGGAAAUUGACGCCGCCUCUCGCGAAGCAAAUCUUGAUCUAUCCCAUGCUCGACGAUCGGACGGGGUUUCGGGGCGACGGAGCGCUCGACCCGUACCACUUCUGGACCGCCGCGUACAAUCGCACGGCGUGGGAGGCGGUGCUCGGCGCGGGCAGGGCGGGGGCCGCCGAUGCGGAGGUCCCGAUCCACGUGGCGCCGGGACGAGCCCGCGACUUGUCGGGUCUACCGUCUACCUAUGUGGAAAUCGGAGGACUUGACCUCUUUGUCGGUGAGACGGCUGCCUUUGUUGAGCGGCUCGUGGCCGGGGACGUGGAUGUUGAGUUCCAUCUGCUGCCUGGACUCGUACACGGGUUCGACUGCUUCGGCUUGUUGAGCUGGGCGCAGAAGGCGAUGGAGGCCAAAGUGAGAGCCCUGAAGAGCUUCUAG
Messenger RNA from Verticillium nonalfalfae, 990 nucleotides. RefSeq lists its product as uncharacterized. The record is from RefSeq and is a predicted model, not a curated record. The transcript has a single exon. Gene Ontology annotation, molecular function: hydrolase activity. Bases 1 to 990 code for a protein of 329 amino acids. Lineage: Eukaryota; Fungi; Ascomycota; Sordariomycetes; Glomerellales; Plectosphaerellaceae.